Alternaria rosae is the source of this 804-nucleotide messenger RNA. RefSeq lists its product as uncharacterized. Bases 1 to 804 code for a protein of 267 amino acids. The transcript has a single exon. Lineage: Eukaryota; Fungi; Ascomycota; Dothideomycetes; Pleosporales; Pleosporaceae. The record is from RefSeq and is a predicted model, not a curated record.
AUGCAUCUCCCAUCACAGAAACUGCAGCUUCGCCCCAAACUUACCGCCGUUCUACAACACGCAAGCAAGACUUCCACCUCCAAGGUCCCCGAUCCUCCGACUUCAAAGAAGACCGACAGCGGCAUCAACCUCAAGGACAAGCGAAACAUCAAGAUCGGUAUUGCCGCACUUCGUAGCGUCAGCAAAUGGACUGAUAAAGCUGCGCUGACGCUCGAAAAGCUCGAGGGUCAAGAGGCGUCGAAGCACUGCCAAGAUCGCCAGGCGCACUUACUCAAAGAAGAUGGCAGUAAAGGGUACGGAAAGCAAGUUCAAGAUACUAAGGUAUGGAGAGAGACCGUGGUAUACCCGGUACCUACCCAGGUUGGUAGUGCUAAGGGCAUCGAAGUACACGAAGAGCCAAGAGUGUACGGAGCAGCAGCACCUUGCAGUAAGGGAGAAAGUCACAUUACGGCCAGCGCUGUAGAGGCACCGCUUGUCCAGACUCAUCAUGCGCAUGUCUUGGCGUCCGUUGAGGGAUACUAUGACGAAAGUAGUAAUGACGAAGACGAUGGCGGUACCUCAAGGAAGAUCAGUCUCGCCAACUCUGCAGACAUUGACACAGAUGAAGAUAGCGAUGAGGAAGAUGCUCCCGAUGAUUCAGGCGAUGAUGAGAAAGAGGAUGACAGCGAUGACGAGAAGGAAAGCGACGAAAAUGGCGACGACGAAUCGGAGAGUGAAGAAAAUGAUAGUUCAGAUGAUGCUGAAGAUUCUGAAGAGGAGGAGGUGGGGGCUAAGCAUCCGAUGAUCAUGAAUGCUAAGAAGUAG